Cryphonectria parasitica EP155 is the source of this 914-nucleotide messenger RNA. RefSeq lists its product as uncharacterized. Gene Ontology annotation, biological process: proton transmembrane transport. Bases 1 to 483 code for a protein of 160 amino acids. The record is from RefSeq and is a predicted model, not a curated record. Lineage: Eukaryota; Fungi; Ascomycota; Sordariomycetes; Diaporthales; Cryphonectriaceae. Gene Ontology annotation, molecular function: proton-transporting ATPase activity, rotational mechanism. The transcript is spliced from 4 exons. Gene Ontology annotation, cellular component: proton-transporting V-type ATPase, V0 domain.
AUGGCAGACUCCGAGCUGUCCCCCAAGUUCGCGCCCUUCAUCGGCAUGGGCGGCAUCGCGGCAGCCAUGAUCUUCGGCUGCGCAGGAGCAGCAUACGGCACCGCCAAGUCCGGCAUAGGCAUUGCCGGCGUGGGAACGUUCAGGCCAGAUUUGAUCAUGAAGUGCCUCAUCCCCGUCGUCAUGUCCGGUAUCAUCGCGGUCUACUCCCUUGUUAUAUCUGUCCUGAUCGCGCAGGACCUCGAUCCCAAAUCCAGUUACAGCCUGUUCAGCGGUUUCAUGCACCUCGCCUGCGGUAUCUCCGUCGGCAUGACAGGUCUCGCGGCUGGGUAUUGCAUUGGUGUCGUGGGUGACAAGGGCGUGCGGGCCUACAUGUAUCAGAGCCGCAUCUUUGUGGGCAUGGUCCUUAUCCUCAUUUUUGGCGAAGUCCUGGGUCUUUACGGGCUUAUCGUGGCGCUGAUCCUCAACACGAAGAGCAAGGGCUGAUUGUCCACAACCAUUAUGACUGCGCGACUAUGAGCCAGAGAAAGAGCGGAGCGGCAAGCAGACAGGCAAGCAUGUGGGCAGGGGAGGGAACGAUGUGGCUGUAAGAAUAUCAUUACCAGAGGAGUUGCCAAGCCACGGGCAAGGGAUACAGCAUUGCAUGUUUUGGCGUUUAUGGGGGGAGGAUCUCUUCCGAUGUAGACCUGAAUUAUAUGAGAAUGGAGCUGACGUCGUUCAGAUCGAUCUUCCUCUGCCCAACAAACAAAGCAGUGCAGCAGACGACAAAAUGACUCUUUCGGAUCGCUGCAUCCACGUUGAGUGGGAGGGUCGUCCUACUGAACGUCUUGACGCCCAUGUCCUGAACCAAUUAUGAGGGGCUCCUCACUUCAAGUACCUGGAUAGUCAACUAAGAAUAGACUCUGCUUGUUUUGUUG